This is a messenger RNA of Sander lucioperca (pikeperch), 3532 nucleotides long. RefSeq names its product choline/ethanolamine phosphotransferase 1b (gene cept1b). Lineage: Eukaryota; Metazoa; Chordata; Actinopteri; Perciformes; Percidae. The transcript has 10 exons. Gene Ontology annotation, cellular component: endoplasmic reticulum membrane; Golgi apparatus. Gene Ontology annotation, biological process: phosphatidylethanolamine biosynthetic process. Gene Ontology annotation, molecular function: diacylglycerol cholinephosphotransferase activity; ethanolaminephosphotransferase activity. The record is from RefSeq and is a predicted model, not a curated record. The coding region runs from base 353 to 1636 and encodes 427 amino acids.
GAAGAAGAAGAAGAAGAAGAAGCUACGCGAGAUUUACGUGACGGCUAACGUGAAAUAGCUUGCUUUGACAACCACAGUGACUGACACCGGUCGUGGUGAUCCACUUCCAGCUGCGAACGUCCCUUCGUUGGUGUCUAAGUCAUUGAGAGAAACUUUAAAGCUAACCAUCCACAGAGGAGUCUUGUCUGCCGGCUUGAAGCGCCCUCACCGCCCCUCGGACUGCCCACGGCUCUCGUCCUUUAACCGGCCAGCCUCAUCCAGCCCCACUGUGGAUCUUUAGACCCAACGGCAGGACAGUGGCAGAGGCGGAGCCAGAGCCAUCGGGGACCAGACCAGCAGGCAGAAGGGCUCCAUGAGUGCCACGGGGCAGCAGCAGCAAGCGGGGGGCCUGCGUUCUCGCCGAGGCCUUGGCCGGGACAAGGACCCUGGGCAGGGCAUGGGCAUGGAGGCGGCCUGCUGGCUGGCCCCCGGGGUGCUGCGCAGGCUGAUCGAGUUGCCCUCACCCCCCCUGUCCCGACACCAGCUCAAGAGACUGGAGGAGCACAGGUACAGCAGUGCAGGACGCUCCCUGCUGGAGCCUCUGAUGCAGCGCUACUGGGAAUGGUUGGUGGGACGGGUCCCUUCCUGGAUUGCUCCCAACCUCAUCACCAUCAUCGGCCUGGCCACCAACGUCUUCACCACCCUCGUGCUCAUCUACUACUGCCCAACUGCCACUGAACAGGCUCCUCUCUGGGCGUACCUGCUGUGUGCUGUGGGCCUGUUCAUCUACCAAUCAUUGGACGCCAUUGACGGGAAGCAGGCCAGACGCACCAAUAGCAGCUCUCCGCUGGGCGAGCUGUUUGACCACGGCUGUGACUCCCUCUCCACCGUGUUUGUGGUGUUGGGAACCAGUAUAGCAGUGCAGAUGGGCACCAACCCGGACUGGAUGUUCUUCUGUUGCUUCGCCGGGAUGUUCAUGUUCUACUGUGCCCACUGGCAAACAUACGUGUCAGGAACGCUGCGCUUCGGCAUCAUUGAUGUGACUGAGGUGCAACUCUUCAUAAUAAUCAUGUAUUUGCUGGCCGCCGUGGGAGGAUCUGCUUUGUGGCAGUCAAUGAUUCCGAUCCUAAAUAUCCAGAUGAAAAUGAUUCCUGCCAUCUGCACUUUUUUAGGAGCCAUCUUCUCCUGCACCAAUUACUUCAGAGUUAUUUUUACAGGAGGUGUGGGCAAAAACGGAUCCACAAUAGCAGGAACCAGCGUCCUCUCUCCAGUUUUACAUAUUGGUUCAGUUAUAAUUUUGGCGAUGAUGAUAUACAAGAAGUCUGCUGUCCAGCUCUUCGAGAAACAUCCAUGUCUUUAUAUCCUGGCGUUUGGCUUUGUCUCGGCCAAAAUCACCAAUAAAUUAGUUGUAGCACAUAUGACAAAAAGUGAGAUGCAUCUCCACGAUUUAGCCUUCCUGGGACCAGGACUACUGUUCCUGGAUCAGUAUUUCAAUAGUUUUAUUGACGAGUACCUGGUGCUGUGGAUUGCAUUGAUCAUUUCCUUCUUUGACUUGGUGCGUUACUGUGUCAGUGUUUGCAACCAGAUUGCCUGCCAUCUUCACAUUUUUGUUUUCAAAAUCAAGCCUUGUUCAGUGCUCAAUUCAGCGCCUCACUGAGGACACACCGGCCAUUACUGACUCUGUCCCUUUCCCGUUAGUCGCACUCAUCUUUUCUGCCCUCUGUCUUCCACGACGCAGGGGAUGACCUGGUGUAAAAGUAUGUGCUUCUGCCAACUGAAUGUGAGGACAAAUAAUAUAUAUUAAGUUACUGGAGUAUUACUGUCAUUGUUUUCUUUUUCACCAGUGCAGAAUUUGAAUUUGUACCCGUUUUCAUCUUUGGCACCAGUAAUGAGCAUUCUCUUUCUGACAAACUCAUGAGCAAAUAUUUCAGGAGAGUACAGGUGCUACUCGCUAUGUUCAAGGAGAGCAACUCAAAUGUCUUUUAACUGUUUGUGUGCAAAGAAAAUGUAUAGGAAAUCAAACUAUUUGCUUUUCACAAUUAUAAUUUUUUAAACAUUUGCAUAACUUUACCUUUUGUUAUUGUAAAUACCAAACUGUUAUACUGUCUGUGCGUUUUCGCUUAAGUUAAAAAUCCUGUUUUGACACAUUUAUAAACCUUCAUGUAUAUGAUUUUUUUAAACAACUCUAUCUCCUGCCCAUUACACAAAACUGUGCAACUGAUCAGCAAAAAUGUGGUUUUGGAGGAAACUUAAUGCCGACUUCAGAAUGUUGUCAUUGAACAAACCUGCAAAAUAUUCACUGCCAAUGUUUCUUUAGUUUGUCAACUGAAACCACUUGGUUAAAACAACACAUGGGAUUUUAAUCUCUGGGUAGGGAUUUUGUGUGCAUUUAUUGUCACGUGCAAUGUUAUUUGCUAAUAUAUUCCUCGUGACGGUUUGGUUAAUGCUUAAUGGAGUUAGGCUUCCUCUACACUUUUAGUCACUUUUAUAAUGCACAACAGAGAAACACAGCCACAAUCAGUUUUUUGUUCACACAUGUAAACAAAAAAUAUCUAAACUCAAAGGUCCACUUGCUAGCAUUCAGAGCUAUGCAGAUGUGGAUGAAAGGUCUGAAAGCUAGUAAGAAGGUCUUUGAGGUCAAGAAGGAACUUCGAUGCUCAGAUUUUCACACAUUUUGAUAGAAAAAAAAAAGAGAGAUAUUUUUCACUCCACCAGCGGCCGCACUACUUUCUGUCACUUCACAUUGUCUGUUACACUCCACCUGGUAUUAUGCUAUAUUUAUCUCAUUGUCAACAAAUCCCAUGAAAAGACCAAAACCAUAUUGUUGGUUUUGGUUGGGAACUGUUGAGCAAAAGAAAAGUACAGAAUAUCACCAGACUUCUCCUCUUAAAAUGAAUGACUCCCUGCCGCCAUGAUGCUUAUUUAAGUUUACAUCACACUCCUUCCUGUGUUGCUGGUGGAUACCGCCACUUAAGUGAACCAGCGUUUUUAAAAUGUGUCCAUUAUUAACAUUGUCUGGUCGACACAUUGUGUUUCCCCCAAAACGACAUGCUGUACAUGGUGGAAGCGAAACGGGUGCAGGUGGCCUAAAUGAGGUCGCAACAAUGACGUCACAGUUUUUAAGGUGGUGACUGGCGAGACUCUGAUCAAUUUUUUAUUUUUUUUUUUGUCCCUGACAGUUAAUUAAAAAAAUGUUUUUAUUUCAAGUGGCUGCUGCUCACUCCGCCUCCACAUCUAGCAACAUCAUCUGAUGCUGAGUGGGUGUUUAAUGUCGCUGCUUCUGAACAGAACCUGUGCUGAUGUAUUAAUGUUGAGAACAUGUUUGUUCUUGACAGAGAUUAUAGUUUUUUGCUUUUGCAUAUUGUGCCUGUUUGUUUUUGUCGAACAGCUCCGUUUGCAGACGCUUUAUUAAGCCGCUAAUUUGUUUAAAAUGUUUAAGAAGAUCAACGAUGCCAAGUGUUGAGCGUCAUUAAUUACAGCAGCUUCAUACCUUUGUCAGUGUCUGAACUGAAGUUCACGUUCAGGGUGGGUUGGUUGCAAUCUGAACGCUGUU